AUGAAGUUAAUCGUGCAUGUUUUAGCAGUCGGUUGCAUGCUGAGUUUUGUCUCUGCCAACUCUAGCCACAUCACGCCUAAGUUCGUGAAACCGAAAUUCAACAAUCUUUCACAAGGCGACAGUGAUAAUAAUGUGUGUGGUUGUCUAGAGAUCGUAGCCAGGCUCAAGAAGGUCGAAACCAAUUUGCUGAAGCUCAUUCAGAAUCUGCGCAACAAGCACAGUUCCCUUUACAGCGAGCUACUCGACAUGAAGAAACACAUGAGGAGUGUGUCCUGGUACGUUGGUCAAACGUCGGAGACUAGCCAUAUCAUCAACGAACAUCUGUUGGGCGCUGCGAUCUCGCUGGCACAAAUCAUGCACAUGAUCAGAGAUCUUACCAUCAAUCAGCAGAAGUCGGCAACAAAGACCUUCCUCACCGAAUCUAUAUUGGCUUUGGAAAAGCGUCUUGGAGAUUACAAACGUCCAGUAUCUGAGAUCGAUAUCGUGUACACGUCUUGUGACGAUGCGCGCAUCACUCAAACUGGCACAUACUUGGUGCAGGAUGCAUUCGGUGAGCCUACUAAACUGAUUUGCGUGCUCGAAUUCCAACCGGGCGCAUACACCGUCAUCCAGAACCGCCAGGAAGGAUCGACCGAUUUCUAUCGCGGCUACAGCGACUACAGAGCUGGCUUCGGAGAGUUCGAUGGCGGUGAUUACUGGUUGGGUCUGGACCGCAUCCACAACAUCACUGCUUCCGGUGAAUACGAGCUAAUGAUCCUGUUGGAGGACUUCGAGAAGAAUGUGACCUACGCUCACUACGCCAAUUUCGCCAUCGGAUCAGGCAACGAUUUCUAUCCGAUCACCAAACUGGACGGAUACAGUGGUACUGCUGGGGAUUCGCUUCGAUCAUUGGUAGGUGUGCUGUUCAGUGCUUACGAUAUCGAUGUGGACAACAGCGACGGCAACUGUGCCGUAUUGAAUCGUGGUGCUUGGUGGUACGAUAAUUGCGGUGAAAGCAAUUUGAACGGCUUCUACCUGAAGGGUCAGUCUGGUAGUACCACCGGUAUGUACUGGGGGACUUUCCGUGGUGCAAACUACAGCCUGAAAGGGAGUCGUAUUAUGGUCAAACGCAAGCAAGUAGUAUUCACCACGGACGCUUCGACAACGAUGUCUGCCGAGAGUACUUCUAGGACAACCACAACAAGCGAAAGUAGCUCUACAACUAGUAUGGGAGGAAAACCAUGGGAAACCACGCCAGCAACAGUUACUGAAAGUGUUUCUACAGACGCUUCGACAACGCCGUCAGCCGAAAGUACCUCUACUGCAACCACCAGUGGCGAAACUACCUUUACAGCCAUUUUCACGGCAACUACAGUUGAUGAAAGUGAAUUUACUACUUCAGGAAAUGCUUCUUUAUCAGCCAUGGCUUCGGAGAUGUUAGAUAUCACUGGCGCCUCCAGUGGUACCAAUGGUAAUGACGCCUUGGAUAUGGUUAAUUGCAACUAUAAUUGCACGAUAUACUUGAGGGGAGAGUUCAUAAAGGUUUCUGCAUUACCAGCUGAGUUCAUAAAUCUAGACUGUAAUGUUCCAAAGCCAGGCAUUCCUUGCUGUACAAAGCAUUGCUUGCCGAAGAAUUAG
Messenger RNA from Anopheles moucheti, 1617 nucleotides. Its product is annotated as angiopoietin-1-like. Lineage: Eukaryota; Metazoa; Arthropoda; Insecta; Diptera; Culicidae. The transcript has 3 exons. The record is from RefSeq and is a predicted model, not a curated record. The coding region runs from base 1 to 1617 and encodes 538 amino acids.